AUGGCACUACAGGCAUUGAAAUCGCGUCGACGAAGCGACUACAGCUUCCAGCUCGAGUAUAGGACGAGAUGGAGCGACAACGACAUGUACCAUCACAUGAACAACAGCGUCUACUACUAUCUGUUCGACUCGGUUGUCAACACGUACCUCAUCCAACACUGCUCACUGCACCCACCUACCUCGCCACAGAUCGGCCUAGUCGUACACUCGCAUUGUGAUUACCUCGCCCCAGUCGGCUUUCCCGCCGUUGCAGACCUCGCACUACGAGUCAACAAGCUUGGCAAGAGUUCUGUAACAUACGAAAUCGCCGUCUUUGAAAAGGGCCAGGACGAGGUCAAGGCCGUUGGCGAGUUCAUCCACGUCUUCAUCGACCGUGAAAGCCGCCGGCCUGGAAAAGAUGGCAUGAGUCAACAGCUGAAGUCUGGCCUGGAAAAACUGUUGACGGACAAGUCGAAGCUACCGACUUGUUCUGGCUAUUCUUCCACGGCUUCAUGCCACUUUUUAACGCGCCAUCUUAAAAACUCAUAUUCCUAUAUUCCCACUAUCCUAUAUCCGUCCAAAUACCGCAAUAUGUCCACUUCCACGAUUCAUGGCCCAGGCAUACUGUUUGUCCGCUCCCGCAUCUCUCCCUCGGCCAAUGACCUGCUCACCGAACCUGUGUUCCUAGCCUGGUACGACGACGAGCAUAUCCCAGAAGUAGUUUCUACAUCUAGCAUCCAUUCUGCAAUGCGCUACGUCGAUGUUCACAAAUCUUCACCCAUUGGCGAUUCCCAGAAUCCGAAGCCUUUCUUAGCCUGCUACCCCAUGGAGGAUCUGGCUUUCACGUUGGGUGACGAGUUCAAAAAGAUUGGCUUCAGGAGUAGUAAGCUUCCGGGCAGUGGCGUCAUUUAUGAUCUGGCAGAUAUGGAUGUCAGUUACCUGGGUUUUAUGGAUGCAACGAAGAGAACAAGAGAGUUUACAGGUGGCGAACAAAGAUUUAUCAUCACAUUAGGAAUUAGACCAGGAAAGAAGAUAGCAGAAGGAGAAGUCACCGAAUUCUUUCAAAAGCAAACGCAUACCAUCGAACAGACACCACAGUACAUACGCUCGGUGCGCUUCAAACUUCUCUACGCGAGGACUAAUGCUCAGUCUCGUGCUCUAAAGGGGUUACCGACCACGGAUGAGCCACAUCCUGAGCCUUCCACUUGGCUCGCUAUGCACGAGUUCGCAGAGUUGCCUGGUGAAGAGUUAAUCAAGACGUUGAACGGUAGUGCGAAGAAGGCUGCUGAAGAGGAGAAAUGGGGCGCAAUGGAAAUCGAGAUACUUAUUUGGAGACUGGAUCGUGCGCAUGGAGACGAAAGAUUCUUCGAUGAGUGA
Alternaria burnsii is the source of this 1356-nucleotide messenger RNA. RefSeq lists its product as uncharacterized. Gene Ontology annotation, cellular component: mitochondrion. The coding region runs from base 1 to 1356 and encodes 451 amino acids. Lineage: Eukaryota; Fungi; Ascomycota; Dothideomycetes; Pleosporales; Pleosporaceae. Gene Ontology annotation, molecular function: fatty acyl-CoA hydrolase activity. The transcript is spliced from 5 exons. The record is from RefSeq and is a predicted model, not a curated record.